This is a messenger RNA of Lolium perenne, 1621 nucleotides long. RefSeq names its product protein MULTIPOLAR SPINDLE 1. NCBI's taxonomy places the organism in Eukaryota, Viridiplantae, Streptophyta, Magnoliopsida, Poales, Poaceae. Gene Ontology annotation, biological process: meiotic spindle organization; meiotic DNA double-strand break formation; chromosome segregation. The record is from RefSeq and is a predicted model, not a curated record.
ACGCAAAGAGAGGGAAACGGUUCGGCAUGAUUGACUCCUUUCCCACAUUCUCCCGCUCGCCCUCCCCGAAAUCGCCAUGGCUCCCGCCUCCCGCCCGCCGACGGCGACGCCUCCGGCCGCAUCCUCGUCCCGGAUAGACUCGCCGUCGCUCAAGGCAGCCCUCGCGAUGGCUCUCAUGCACUACAACCGCCUCCCCUCGAGAGCCGCCGCCGCCGCGGGCACCUCCACCCCGCCUCUCAUCCACUGGAAGCGCAAGGCUAAGGAUCGGAAGCGCGAGAUCCUCCGCCUCCGCGAAGAGCUCAAGCUCCUCCAAGAUGGGGUGCGCGGGGAGGAGACUGAGCCGCCAGUCGCGUCGUGCCGGUGCCACUUCUUCGACGGGUGCGGGGACCUGCAGCCGCCCGGUGGCGGGGAGCAUUGGGUCGACGAGGUGCUGCGGAGGAGGUUCCUCAGAUUGGCGCGGUGGAAGGAGAAGCGGCGGAGAGUGGAUCGACCUCUUCCCGUCACUAGUUUUAUGGAGUUCAAUAGAGAGGAUGAGGUACAGCAGCUUAGCUUGUCAACUGAUUUCCUGGUGGAGCUAUCGGAUGGCAUCUUUGCCAAAAGGGACUCUAUGUCCUCAUUUGCAACAUUCUCUCACCAAGCAGUAGACUUCAUUUUGGCUUCACUAAGGAACAUUCUAUCAACAAAAAGGGAAAGGGAGCUGGUUGAGGAGAUAAUCGAUGGUCUAGUAGCACGUUUGAUGAAAAGGAUGUGUACCAUUUCUGAAAAUAAUUGUACUUCAGAUUCAGUAAGGAGCAUGGAGUACAUCUUACGAAUUAAAAUUAAACUCGCACUUCGUGUGGAACUCCUACCAGGAUCAGUUGACUGCUCAGAUGCCCAAUUUUCUGUGCAGCACUUGUUCCGGAAGUUAGGACAGGAAGAGUUCAUCGGUCAGCGGAUAAUCCUUGUAGUUUCUCAAAAGAUCUCAAAUCUAUCAGAAAUGUUACUUCUGGUAGAUCCGUUUGAUGAUUCCUUCCCUGAUAUGCAUGGCAAUAUGUUCAUUAUGAUUCAAUUAAUCGAGUUUCUCAUAUCUGAUUACAUAAAAAAAUGGCUAUGUUGCGAGCAAUUUGACAAAAAUUUUUUUGAAGAAUGGGUCAGAUCUAUUCUCAAGGCACGCAAAGACUUGGAAGUCCUAGAAAACAUAAAUGGGCUGUAUGUUGUGUACAUUGAGCGAGUGGUUGGAAGGUUGGCAAGGGAGGUGGCUCCUGCUGCCCAUCAGGGGAAGCUGAACCUUGACGUCUUCUCCAAACUCCUGUGCUGAGAACGUCCAGCCUAAGACUUGCCAAUGAUGCUUACCUACAGUAAGACGUUACAGCAGCAAGCUGCUGUUCUUUUCCUCAUUGUAUGGCCAGGAACCAAGACAUAGCCAAAGUAUGUUAUAUUAACUCCCAUCACGUGUGGAUGCGUAGUUACUGCGAAUCACUUUACUGUAACCAUUUAUGUACUGGAAUUAUGUAUUCUAGAAACUUAUAUAUAUAUGGAUUCUGGCAUAUAAGAGAAACUUAAGAAUCUAUGGUGUAUCUACCAUUGGUUGGAAUUGUUUGUUUCAUAAGUAUAUAUAAUUGCAACACCUUUCACUUCACAA